Guillardia theta CCMP2712 is the source of this 222-nucleotide messenger RNA. RefSeq lists its product as hypothetical. The transcript is spliced from 2 exons. The annotation marks the transcript as partial. NCBI's taxonomy places the organism in Eukaryota, Cryptophyceae, Pyrenomonadales, Geminigeraceae. The record is from RefSeq and is a predicted model, not a curated record.
GAGAAUGGAGGUUGGCCGCCCCAUCUGCACUUCCAACUCUCCUUACAACAGCCAACGACCCACGAUAUGCCCGGAGUGGUUGCGAAGAAAGAUCACGACGAGGCUCUUCGGCUCUUCCCCGACCCUCAGCUGGUCGAGAAUUGGCAUCUGGACGUGUGUGUUAGUGACGAGCUGCAGGUGUUGGGUAGGCUGUAUCCGGGAGAUGGACCCUUUCUUCCCUAA